Messenger RNA from Tricharina praecox, 4825 nucleotides. RefSeq lists its product as uncharacterized. Gene Ontology annotation, molecular function: protein binding. The coding region runs from base 343 to 4635 and encodes 1430 amino acids. The transcript is spliced from 4 exons. Lineage: Eukaryota; Fungi; Ascomycota; Pezizomycetes; Pezizales; Pyronemataceae. The record is from RefSeq and is a predicted model, not a curated record.
GGCGACUCCAAGUGGCGAUCUCCCAUUGGUGUCUCGGGGAACACCCGAGCCUGCGGAUAUGCAUGUACUCUAGGCCUUCGCCCAACAGAAUCCGUCAGAGUGCUUUGCUGACUCGUUACCCCCGCUCCGCAUCAACUAUCUGCCUCGCGUGUUCGCGACGAUAGCCCCGCCUUCUUCCCUUCUUCACAUCAAUCAUUCUCCUUUUCCAAACCGAUUCACUAUCCUUCCGACAACUGAUCCAACCCAAAUCAUCUCGACACUUGCUAUAAUCGGGGCCCUACAUCCGGCUUGCCAAAUCCUACUUCAUCAUCUCCUUCCCGAGACCCCACGAGGAACCCGACAAUGGCAAACAGAACCGAUAACUCCCGUACCUACAACGACGCGAACCACAACGAGGUCCAACAUCCGACCUUUGCUGCGCCCGUCGUGUUUGGACCGACGAAGUUUCAAUACUUCGCGCAGCAACAUGGCUCUCGAAACGCGCAAGCCUUGGAAACGUUUGCCACAUCCCACUGUGCCGAUGGUGCCGCUUUCAAUUCUCGGCGUCUUGAGCACGAACCUACAUGUUUAAAAGACACCCGGGUCGGCCUCCUCAAAGACAUCAAUGACUGGGCGGAUUCCCGGAACGGUGCAUGCAUCUUUUGGUUGAACGGAAUGGCUGGUACUGGAAAAUCCACCAUAGCUCGUACGGUCGCUUCGAGAUGGGACCAUAAGAAGCGGCUUGGAGCAAGUUUCUUCUUUUCCAGAGGCCAGGGAGAUCUAGCCCGCGCAUCGAAGCUCUUCAUUACCUUCGCCUACCAGCUGGGGCGUUCGAAUUCCCGCCUUGGCUCCCGCGUCCGUAAGGCUAUAUGCGAUCACCCCGAUAUCAUCCGGCAAAGCCUACGCGAGCAGUGGAAACAUCUCAUUCUCAAACCGCUCUCCCGGUCGUCGAAAAUGCACUCGUUGGUAUUCGUUAUCGAUGCGUUGGACGAGUGUGACGACGAAUAUGAUGUGGCGCUAAUCCUUAACCUGCUUUCUCAGGCAGCAAAUGUCACCUCCGUGCGGUUGCGAGUAUUUAUCACAAGUCGACCUGAAACCCCGAUCCGUCAUGGUUUUCAAUUCAUACCGAAAUCUACACAUCGAGUUUGUGUUCUUGACCAGAUCGCAAGCCCGAUAGUCUUUCACGAUAUAUCCACUCUCUUCCAUCAUGAGUUUACCAGAGUCCGGGAUCACCGCGGCCUACCAACUCAGUGGCCCAGCGAAGCAACCCUAGAACGUCUCGUUGACAAAGCAGAUGGACUGUUCAUAUACGCUGCAACAGUCUGUCGCUUCAUUGACAAUAAGGAUUGUUAUCCGCCGGAUCGUCUGACUUCCGUAUUGGAAGACACCGUGCACAUUGGAUCACCAGCGCAACAACUCGACGUGAUAUACACCAAGGUUUUAGGAACCGCGAUACCGGUUGAAGAUAGCGGGAGUCCGGGAAUAGAGAGGCAGAUACACCUGUUUAAACGAGCUAUCGGAUCCAUUGUGAUUCUUAUUGAUUCAUUGACUGCCACCGCUCUAGGCCAACUAUUGGGUGCUCGGCUGGGGGAAGUCGAAGGAAUUCUGAAAUCCCUGAGUUCUGUGGUGGGUUAUUCCGAUAGCGGAGAUACCACAAUCAGGCUCUUGCAUCCGUCUUUCCGUGACUUCCUGUUGGACAGCGGGAGGUGCGACGAUCGGUUCAGGAUCAUGGGGGACAACGCACAUGAAGACCUUGCACUAUGUUGUCUUGAGGUCAUGUCAAGGCAUCUAAAGCAGGAUAUAUGCUCUCUGGAGCUUCCGAGUACCAUUACCAGCGAAGUGGAUCUUUCCAUCCUCCAACGCUGUCUUCCCCAGGAAGUUAGGUAUGCGUGCCGGUAUUGGCUGGUUCACCUUCAGCGGAGCAAAGUUGAACUCUGUCACCAAAACACCGGAUCUGAAUCACUGCACCAUCGUGUCCACACUUUCUUGAAGAAACACUUCCUCCACUGGCUUGAAGCUCUCAGUUUGCUGGGCAAUUUGGCGGAGGGAGUUCUCAUGAUGACGAAUUUUGAAUCUAUGCUUACGUCCGCUGCCGAUCCACAUUUACGCGCGAUCGUCCACGAUGCCGUGCGGUUCAUACUAAAUUUCAGAUCGACAAUCGAAGUCGCGCAUCUACAAACCUAUUGCUCUGCUCUGAUAUUCAGCCCGAUGGGAAGCAUAAUCAGGGAGCAGUUUCGUGAUUGUCUGCCGGGCUGGAUCACGAUCCAACCGGUGGUUCAAAAUGAGUGGGACUCUACGCUGCAGGUGCUGGUGGGCCAUACAUAUGACGUCGCAAUUGUGGCAUUCUCGCCAGAUGGCAAACUCCUUGCGUCCGGAUCCGCUGACAACACUGUGCGGCUCUGGGAUCCGACGUCGGGGACCUGUCGCGCCACCCUGGAAGGCCAUUCGGGCUGGAUCAACUCAGUAGCAUUCUCGCCAGAUGGCAAACUCCUUGCGUCCGGAUCCGCUGACAACACUGUGCGGCUCUGGGAUCCAACGUCGGGGACCUGUCGCGCCACCCUGGAAGGCCAUUCGGGUAGGAUCAACUCAGUAGCAUUCUCGCCAGAUGGCAAACUCCUUGCGUCCGGGUCCACUGAUAGAACUGUGCGGCUCUGGGAUCCGACGUCAGGGACCUGUCGCGCCACCUUGGAAGGCCAUUCGGGCAGCAUCCGGUCGGUAGCAUUCUCGCCAGAUGGCAAACUCCUUGCGUCCGGAUCCGCUGACAACACUGUGCGGCUCUGGGAUCCGACGUCGGGGACCUGUCGCGCCACCCUGGAAGGCCAUUCGGGCUGGAUCAACUCAGUAGUAUUCUCGCCAGAUGGCAAACUCCUUGCGUCCGGGUCCACUGAUAGAACUGUGCGGCUCUGGGAUCCAACGUCGGGGACUUGUCGCGCCACCCUGGAAGGCCAUUCAAGCUGGUUGGACUCAGUAGUAUUCUCGCCAGAUGUCGAACCCCUUGCGUUCGGAUCCGAUGACAACACUGUGCGGCUCUGGGAUCCGACGUUGGGGACCUGUCGCGCCGCCGUGGAAGGUUAUUUGCGCGGGAUCUGGUCGGUGGAAUUCUCGCCAGAUGGCACGCUCCUUGCGUCCGGAUCCCAUGAUGACACCACUGUGCGGCUCUGGGAUCCGACGUUGGGGACCUGUCGCGCCACCCUGGAAGGCCAUUCGGACAGGAUCAACUCAGUAGCAUUCUCGCCAGAUGGCAAACUCCUUGCGUCCGGAUCCGCUGACAACACUGUGCGGCUCUGGGAUCCAACGUCAGGGACCUGUCGCGCCACCUUGGAAGGCCAUUCAGGCAGCAUCCGGUCGGUAGCAUUCUCGCCAGAUGGCAAACUCCUUGCGUCCGGAUCCAAUGACAACACUGUGCGGCUCUGGGAUCCGACGUCGGGGACCUGUCGCGCCACCCAGGAAGGCCAUUCGGACGGGAUCAACUCAGUAGCAUUCUCGCCAGAUGGCAAACUCCUUGCGUCCGGAUUCAGUGAUCAAACUGUGCAGCUCUGGGAUCCAACGUCGGGGACCUGUCGCGCCACCGUGGAAGGUCAUUCGGGCGGGAUCAACUCAAUAGCAUUCUCGCCAGAUGGCAAACUCCUUGCGUCCGGAUCUGAUGACACCACUGUGCGGCUCUGGGAUCCAACGUCGGGGACCUGUCGCGCCACCCUGGAAGGCCAUUCGGGCUGGAUCAACUCAGUAGCAUUCUCGCCAGAUGGCACGCUCCUUGCGUCCGGAUCCCAUGAUGACACCACUGUGCGGCUCUGGGAUCCGACGUCGGGGACCUGUCGCGCCACCCAGGAAGGCCAUUCAGACGGGAUCAACUCAGUAGCAUUCUCGCCAGAUGGCAAACUCCUUGCGUCCGGAUCCGCUGACAACACUGUGCGGCUCUGGGAUCCGACGUCGGGGACCUGUCGCACCACCCUGGAAGGCCAUUCGGACUGGAUCAACUCAGUAGCAUUCUCGCCAGAUGGCAAACUCCUUGCGUCCGGAUCCAGUGAUAGAACUGUGCGGCUCUGGGAUUCGACGUCGGGGACUUGUCGCGCCACCCUGGAAGGCCAUUCAGACGGGAUCGGGUCGGUGGAAUUCUCGCCAGAUGGCAAACUCCUUGCGUCCGGAUCCUAUGAUGACACUGUGCGGCUCUGGGAUCCGACGUCGGGGACCUGUCGCGCCACCCUGGAAGGUUAUUCGGGCUGGAUCGGGUCGGUGGCUUUCUCGCCAGAUGGUAAGUAUCUCACUGGGACAGAUCCCAAGGGAACCUUCUGUUGCUGGGAUAUUGAUAUGAAGCGGAAACCUCUGGCAACAAAAAAAAUCGAAAGGCACCAUUUACAAUCUACAUUGCGUAUCGAGAACCACUGGAUAUCGUUGGGAGUGCGAAAACUAGUUCUAUUUCCCUUUGAUCAUCGACCGGACUGUGCCGAGAUCGGGAAUGGAAUUGUUGCCCUCGGUUAUAAUUCAGGCAGGCUUUCUUGCAUUGGCUUUAAUUUGGACUCGGUUUCAUCUAUUGAUCGCUGUGGAGGGGAAUUGAGCAUGGGGGCAUCUCGAAGCUCUUCGGCGGUAAACGAUGCGGACAAGCAAUCCCGGGCUUCCUGGUCACAGCGGCUGCGGGAAGCCUGGUCUCGCCGGUAGCGGUGGGGUAGAGCGGUGUGCUGGAACGGGGGAGGGAUAGUGGCGGUGAUGAGCUGAUAUGCAGGCAUCGGGGAAAGGAGAGAGAUGGAGGAGGGAUCCGGAAACGCGACUCGAAUGAAUGAUGUUGAAGUUGAUUAUUCCAUUCUGUCUAGAUAGUGGCAGCCGUCUUAUACAUAAACUACCUGAUGGG